AAAUGCUACAAAAUGCUCUUUUGUCAUAAGGAGAUUGUUUUUAUGGUGAAGCAUUUUUAGGCUUCGUUUUUCACGUCCACUGCAACUUGCAGGGGUCACCCUUUCUCUCAUCACAGUUUAACAGGCUGACCCUUGCUGUUGCAGGAGCACAGAAGGUGUUUGUUCUGGGGGCUUCCUCAGCUGGUCCCAGCUUUGCUUACUUGUGGUUCUGCUGGGAGAUGACAGGAUGGAAAUUUGGCUUCAGUUAGGUUGGGAAAGACCUCUGAUGUCAUCAGGUCCAACUUUUGGUUUUCAUCACCUGUCGCCUGGACAGUUCCCUUCUAGGGAAUGUGACUCCACCACUCCCUGGGCCCAGUUCCAGUGCUUGACCACCCCUUCUGUGAACAGAUUCUCCCAAUGAACCUCCUGUCAAAGCCAUGUCCUGCCAUCCUGUCACUGGCUGCCUGGCAGAGGAGCACCUGGCUCCAGCCUCCUUUCAGGUAUAUGUCACAAGGAAAACAUGCAGAAGCAAGAGAACUAAUGUAUUCAGGGGCUUUACUGUUCUUCAGUCAUAACCAGCAAAACAGUGCUGCUGAUCUGUCCAUGCUGGUUUUGGAGUCUUUGGAGAAGUCGGACGCAAAAGUAGCAGAAGACCUUUUAGAAAACUUGGCUAAAUUGUUUAGUUUAAUGGAUCCAAAUUCUCCUGAAAGAGUGGCUUUCGUGUCCAGAGCACUAAAAUGGUCCAGUGGGGGAUCAGGAAAACUUGGACAUCCAAAACUACACCAGUUACUAGCUAUUACCCUGUGGAAAGAGCAAAACUAUAGUGAAUCUCGGUAUCACUUCUUGCACUCGACAGAUGGUGAGGGCUGUGCAAAUAUGCUGGUGGAAUACUCCUCGUCCCGCGGAUACCGCAGUGAGGUGGACAUGUUUGUAGCUCAGGCAGUACUACAAUUUCUCUGCUUAAAAAACAAGACCAGCGCAUCAGUUGUUUUUACGACAUACACACAGAAACAUCCUUCGAUAGAGAAGGGCCCGCCCUUUGUGCAACCACUGCUAAACUUCAUCUGGUUUCUCUUGUUGGCAGUUGAUGGAGGAAAACUAACAGUAUUUACAGUAUUGUGUGAACAGUAUCAACCUUCGCUGAAAAGAGACCCCAUGUAUAAUGAGUACCUAGAUAGAAUAGGACAGCUUUUCUUCGGAGUUCCACCCAAGCAGACCUCGUCCUACGGGGGAUUGCUAGGAAAUCUUUUAAACAGUCUGAUGGGAACUGGGGAAGAUGAUGACACAGAAGAUGGUCAGGAAGACAGCAGUCCUAUCGAGCUCGACUGAAUGUUGUUGUCAUUGGGUGCCGUGUAAAUCUGAUGAUUCGAUGACUCCAAAGACACUUUUGGAAUUUGAAUCCUGCAGUUGUUUCUUGGCUCCUAAAAGGGCUCCUCUGGUCUUUUAGAAAUGGUUGCUGAAAUGUUUAUACUGUCGGUCUAUAUUAUUUAUGUAAAAAAAAAAGAAAGAAACCAACAAAAGUAGCCAAACGAACCAAUCGGAGCGGUUGUUAGUGGGUUUGCGAUCCAGCAGCUGGGACUGAUUAAACAUAGUCUGCGGUUUCUGAUGCAGUAUUCCCUUUUGCACAGUCUUUCAAUAAAGCAUAAACAUGGGGCUUGUCCUUCACAGCCUACCCAAUACCAUCUGUGUUCUGACAAAGCCUCCUUGCCCUCUGCCCUCUUCCAAGGAAGAUCUCGAAAGGCAGGGGGAGCAAUUGAAUAAUUGAUUUGUGAGGCUGGUGCCAAAAGUACUGCGAGACGAGCCAAGCAGCAUAAUUUGAGAUGCACAUCCAAGAGACAUUGAUACAAGAACUUGCUUCCACUGCCAUGAGUAACAUGCACACCCUUCAUACUGCCUGCCCCUCUCCCCAAGGCCAGGCUCUGGCUGAGCCCACGCGUGUGUUUAGCCGAUACUUCCUGAAAAGCACAAGGUUGAAUAGCUCUUGAGUAAAAGCCCAUCAGUGGAAUGCAGGUAAUUGGCUUCCAGGUGGAUCUCUUGCCUAGGUAUAAAAAUUUGGUAUUGAAAUACGUCCUGUGGCUUGUGGCUGUACUUUGGAAGAGAUUUUGGUAGUGUAAGUUCCCAGCUGUACGUGCAGGCGGCAGCAUUGCUGUGAGCAGAGCAGUUUGCCCUGGGCAGGGUGUGUGUUUGAACUGGGCUGGAUGGCAAGAAAAGGGAUACUGCAGAGCUUCUGGUUCUUUAUGAUAUAUUUAUUUUUCUUGGGUGAUUGAUUCAUUUAACACUUUCUGUUAAAAAAAAGAAUAAAUCAAUAAAUAAUGGAGUAACUUCACCCCCAGCAGUAGGCAUAGCCAUUCUCCAUCUCCUCUGUAAUGCAGCACAGUCUGGUACAGGGAACAGGUGAAAGGGUGGGGAAACGCUUUAUUUUUUCAUGAUGAAAAUAAAAAGGCUUAGAUUAAUAAACAGCAAUCAUGCAUGGGGGAGGGAUUAAUACAAAUUUAUUGACUGUAUGAAAAAAAAAAAGGCAUUGACAGGAAGACUUUGUGUUAAUUGUGAAGUCUCAAAUAAACACUUUAUACCAGGA
Passer domesticus (house sparrow) is the source of this 2557-nucleotide messenger RNA. It is a transcript of the gene GET4, whose product is annotated as guided entry of tail-anchored proteins factor 4. Gene Ontology annotation, biological process: protein insertion into ER membrane. NCBI's taxonomy places the organism in Eukaryota, Metazoa, Chordata, Aves, Passeriformes, Passeridae. The transcript has 9 exons. Gene Ontology annotation, cellular component: BAT3 complex; cytosol. The record is from RefSeq and is a predicted model, not a curated record. The coding region runs from base 397 to 1308 and encodes 303 amino acids. Gene Ontology annotation, molecular function: protein binding.